Penicillium manginii is the source of this 819-nucleotide messenger RNA. RefSeq names its product F-box protein. The transcript has a single exon. The record is from RefSeq and is a predicted model, not a curated record. Gene Ontology annotation, molecular function: protein binding. Bases 1 to 819 code for a protein of 272 amino acids. NCBI's taxonomy places the organism in Eukaryota, Fungi, Ascomycota, Eurotiomycetes, Eurotiales, Aspergillaceae.
AUGGAAUCUCUCCCCAUCGAAAUCCUUCACCAGGUUAUCUCUUGCCUUCCACAGACUAAUCUGGCUGGAUACGCCAGUGUCAGCAAAGACUGGAACGCAAUCAUUGAGGGACAGACAUUUGCUUCAAUACGCUUAACUCCUUCUGAUUUACUUAGAUUUCGCCAAAUUCUCGACUUCUCUGCCACAUCCCCUCAUCUCCAAAGAAGACGUGCUCAAGUGAAAUCUGUCCUAUUCAAAGCUGUUCUCGCGGAAUAUAAUGUGGCAGCUCGCUCAAAGUAUGAAACUCAAGAGGACCAGGCCAAAAACAACAAAGCCUACUAUCAGGCAAUCAAAUCUCUAUUUGAAACUUUAGCCCUAUGGCCGGAAAGCGAAGGCUGCGAGAUAUUGCUUGAAAUUGCAGCUCAAUCUCCCAGUGACUUGCAAGCAGAAACAGAUCAAAAGAAAAUGAUGCAGCGUAUAUUCACAUUACAUACUCUUGACAACAAAAAAGAUCUUUGCAAUGGGAGAUUCGCGCAUUCUCUUUUGAACAUCGACGAAGAAAAGGAAAGUCUCUGCCUUGUUCCAGUAGUCGGGGGUAUUGAUAUCUGGAGCGCUGGGCGAUAUCGAAAAGUUACCCCGUCCGCUCAGUCAAAGAUCAUAUCUCGACUACCGCGGCUCCAAUCCAUACAAAUCGACCCAGAUGAUAACGAAAGAAAAAGUGAGAUGCUCAGAAACAAUCUCCGCAAAGGUAUACACAGUCUGCUUCGAGUAUUUAUUGUUGUUCCCGGGCCCAACUUGAAGAUCCUUAUACACAUUCAGCACAUGUUAACGAAUGAAUAG